Molecule: messenger RNA, 1080 nt
Organism: Lactuca saligna
Lineage: Eukaryota; Viridiplantae; Streptophyta; Magnoliopsida; Asterales; Asteraceae
Source: the annotation of a GenBank genome assembly
AUGCUUACUGAUCACUUGAAUUUGGUGUACGUGCGUGGACGAGUUUCAAGAUCAAAGGAUUUCAUAAGCAACAUGCCUAAUGAAAUUCUACUUAUGAUAUUGUCUCUAAUUCCCUUAAAGGAUGCUGUGGCCACUGUAAUUCUGUCUAAGAGAUGGAUAUCUGUAUGGUGUAACUUAAUCCAUCUCAGGAUCGAUGGUGGUGAAAGGUUAGACAAAAUAAUCAAGAUUCCAAUGUUGCGUGAUCCAGUGCAAUCAAUGUACAUCAGAAAGGUGAAUGGUGUCAUUAAAAAUCACAAAGGUCCUCUUGUUCAAGAAUUCCAGAUUCGUUUCGAUUUGGAUUGUAGAAAUAAUCGUGCUAUCGAUUAUUGGCUCCAGUUUGUGCUGAACAAGAAAGUUCAGACACUUGAACUGGAUUUGAUGAACCACGUCAAGUUUCGUUGUUCUAAUAUACGAUCGACUUAUUUAUAUGAGUUUGACCUUGUAUCGUUCACCUACAAGGGUCCAACAAUAGAUUUACGUCUAGCUCAUCUUCCAAAAAUGAAAGAACUUGAUAUUUGCCUAGGAGCUGAAGGGUUACAAAAUAAUAUAUUCAGACAGAUCGCAUCUUGUGUUUCAUACAUUCAAGUUCUUUCCCUCAAGGAACGUUUGAUGCUUAAUUCCAUUCCUGAACUACCAAAUGUGAAGAAAUUGAGGCUCACAAUUGGAGCAUAUAAUGAUAACUGCUUGCUACGUUUCACUUACAUAGCAAAUGCAUGUCCAUGUUUGGAGACCUUCAUGAUUCAGAGGAAGAGGAAAGCAAGGCGUUACUCCACUCCUACUCGGCCCUAUAACAACCUCUGUCUACUUGAACUCAUGUGGUAUUAUGGACGGAUGAGUGAGUUAGAACUAGUCACUCGUAUAAUCGAAAACGCUGCUGCACUGAAGCAAAUCGUGAUUGAUCCUCACUGCCAAGGUCGGAUUGGAAAUACACCUGUAAUGAAGUUGAAGAAGAACUUGAAGAUUGAGGAAACUGCUCGAACUUAUGCCCAGAGCCAGCUCAAAUCAGUAACACCUCAGGGAGUUAAAUUGGUGAUUCUCUGA